AUGUAUCUGAGACUUCUUGAAACCUGUAUUCGAUCAAGGAAUCUGACAUUAGGUCAGAUCAUUCAUCAACACCUUCUUAAACGCUCCCUUACGUUAUGUUCCUCUACCCUCCUCGUCAAUUUAACGCGUCUUUACGCAUCAUGCAACCAAGUCGAACUUGCACGCCAAGUGUUCGACGAAAUUCCUCAUCCGAAGACAAAUCCUAUUUCGUGGGACGUGAUGAUCAGAGCCUAUGCAUCGAAUGAUUUCUCGGAGAAAGCUUUGGAUUUGUACUACAAAAUGCUCGAUUCUGGUGUUAGAUCCACGAAAUACACUUACCCGUUUGUGCUGAAAGCAUGUGCUGGUCUGCGAGCAAUGGAAGAUGGUAAGCUGAUACAUAGCCAUGUGACAUGUAGCCACUUCACUACUGAUAUGUAUGUUUGUACUGCUCUCGUUGAUUUCUAUGCUAAAUGCGGGGAACUAGAUAUGGCAUUACAAGUGUUCGACAAAAUGCCUAAAAUUGAUAUUGUGUCAUGGAACGCUAUGAUUUCUGGGUUUUCUUUGCAUUGCUCUUUAACUGAUGUCAUUGGAUUGUUUUUGGAUAUGCGUAGAAGCAGCGAUGGACUCAGGCCUAAUUUAUCAACAAUCGUUGGGAUGUUUCCUGCACUAGGAAAGGCUGGUGCUUUGAGGGAAGGGAGAGCUGUUCAUGGGUAUUGCACACGGAUGGGUUUUAGCAAUGAUUUAGUUUUUAAGACGGGGAUCUUGGAUGUAUAUGGCAAAAGCAAGUGCAUUAUCUAUGCGAGAAGAGUUUUUGAUUCAGUGUCUUUAAAGAAUGGGGUAACCUGGAGUGCUAUGAUUGGAGGCUACAUAGAGAAUGAAAUGAUAAAGGAAGCUGGAGAAGUGUUUGUGCAGAUGCUGGUUAAUGCAGAUGUGGCAAUGGUGACACCAGUGGCCAUUGGGAUUAUUCUGAUGGGUUGUGCAAGAUUUGGAGAUCUGAAUGGAGGGCGAUGCGUACAUUGUUACGCGGUUAAAGCAGGCUUCAUGUUAGACUUAACUGUUGGAAACACGAUUAUUUCGUUUUACGCCAAGUAUGGAAGCUUAUGCGAUGCUUUUAAGCAGUUUAGUGAGAUUGGCUUGAAAGACGUUAUUUCAUAUAAUUCUCUAAUCUCUGGGUGUGUUGAGAACUGUCGUCCAGAAGAGAGUUUACGUCUAUUUCAUGAUAUGAAAUCAUCUGGAGUUAGGCCAGAUAUAACAACACUGCUUGGUGUCUUAAACGCUUGUUCUCACUUGGCUGCUUUGGGACACGGUUCUAGUUGCCAAGGGUAUUGUGUUGUUCAUGGCUAUUCAGCUUAUACAAGCAUUUGUAAUGCACUGAUGGAUAUGUACACAAAGUGCGGGAAACUUGAUGUAGCCAUGAGAGUUUUCGACACAAUGCAUAAGCGGGACAUAGUUUCGUGGAACACAAUGCUGUUUGGAUUUGGAAUUCAUGGGCUUGGCAAAGAAGCUCUUUCUCUGUUUAAAAGUAUGCGUGACACAGGUGUGAACCCAGACGAGGUGACUUUUCUUGCUAUUUUGUCUGCUUGUAGCCAUUCAGGACUUGUGGAUGAAGGGAAACAACUGUUCAAGCCAGAUAUAACAACACUGCUUGGUGUCUUAAACGCUUGUUCUCACUUGGCUGCUUUGGGACACGGUUCUAGUUGCCAAGGGUAUUGUGUUGUUCAUGGCUAUUCAGCUUAUACAAGCAUUUGUAAUGCACUGAUGGAUAUGUACACAAAGUGCGGGAAACUUGAUGUAGCCAUGAGAGUUUUCGACACAAUGCAUAAGCGGGACAUAGUUUCGUGGAACACAAUGCUGUUUGGAUUUGGAAUUCAUGGGCUUGGCAAAGAAGCUCUUUCUCUGUUUAAAAGUAUGCGUGACACAGGUGUGAACCCAGACGAGGUGACUUUUCUUGCUAUUUUGUCUGCUUGUAGCCAUUCAGGACUUGUGGAUGAAGGGAAACAAUUGUUCAAGUCCAUGUCUCAAGGAGAUUUCAACGUCAUCCCAAGAAUAGACCAUUACAUUUGCAUGACUGAUCUUCUAGCACGUGCAGGAUACUUGGAUGAAGCUUAUGAUUUUAUCAACAAGAUGCCAUUUGAGCCAGACAUUCGCGUGUUGGGUAUACUUCUCUCUGCUUGUUGGACGUACAAUAAUGUGGAACUUGGUGAUGAAGUGUCGAAAAAGAUGCAGAGUCUUGGAGGAACAACAGAAGGCCUAGUUCUUCUCUCCAACACCUAUUCAGCUGCUGAGAGAUGGGAAGAUGCAGAGAAUAUUAGAAUGACACAGAAGAAAAGAGGGCUUCACAAGUCCCCGGGUUUUAGCUGGGUUGAUGUUUGA
Molecule: messenger RNA, 2352 nt
Organism: Camelina sativa (false flax)
Lineage: Eukaryota; Viridiplantae; Streptophyta; Magnoliopsida; Brassicales; Brassicaceae
Source: RefSeq, a predicted model, not a curated record